AAAGAGCAAUAUUGAAGAAGAAAUCUCUUACUCCUAGAAGUGUAUUAAAAGAAGACAGGCAUUCAGCCAUAAGGAAUAUGAGAGCAAAGGCUUCCAAUAUGAUCUUAAAUGAUUUUGGAAGUAUAGUCUUGGAGACUAUUCAGAAAACAAAAGGAGACAUAGAAAAUAAAAUAUUUCAGAGAAUUAAGGAAGGUGACAUUUUAGUUCAAAAAGAAGGGAUUGAUAAGAGGACAGAAAAAUUAAAAUAAAGAACACAAGAAGGAUAAGAUUAAAGGCCUGAUUCAUUCUGUAGCUAGUUCAGGAUUUUCUAUACAGGCUGUUAAGAAAAGUAAAAUUCUCGUGGAAGAGGACCCAUACGCAAACAUGUCAAAUAUCGAUCCAAUUCCCUGCGUCUCAAUAGACAGCACAAUUCAUAACAGAAGUUUUAGCAUGAAUCAGUUCAGUCCUAAAAAUGUUCAAUUCAGUAGUUUCUCAAGAGUUGAAAGAGACGGCUCUUUCGAUGAUAAAAAGUACUUACAAAUCUCAACAGAACGGAUCAAAUCUAUCAACAAAGAAAAGCGGAAGCUUCAGCUUCGGAAACAGAAGGAUGAAAUCAGGAUUAAGAAGCUAAUUCAAAAAGAAACUGAGAAGAAGCUUCAAAUCGAAGCUAUGAAAGAACGUGAGAGGCAGGAACGUAACGAGCAGAUUCUCAAGAAAAUCGAAAAGAGGAAGCUUGAAAGGGAACUCAGCAAUAAUUUAAGACAGGAAGAGUAUAAGAAAGUUAAGAGAGCCACACCCAUGUUUCAAAAGCUAAGGAAAAGCUAUAUUGAGAACCAUGAGUUGCCAGAAUUACAGAAGAAAAAGGAAAUUUUAACAAGCAUUCGUGAUUUGCAUCAACCGAUUAAUUCUAAAGAUUUUGACCAGCAUGAGAAGAAGUGGAAGCAGAAGAGAAAGUCGCUAAUCAAAUAAGCUUGGAGAUAAGAGAAGACUCACUAAUCGGAGUUCUACCAGCCUCCAUUAUCAAUCCAAAUUCAUGAAAGACUAUCUUACUCAAGAAGUUGUGAAGAAUAGUGAGCAGAUCUUUGAGAAACAGAAGAAAAGUGAUUACCGUGCUAAGCUGAAGCAUUAUGGAAAAAUUGUACAACAAACUUUCAGACCUGAAAUCUCACAAGAGAAGAAACAGGAGGUUGAAGCUCUUAAGGAAAUGUUUCCGAAUGACAGACUUGUAAGAAGAAGCACUGACAAAUUAUCCUGCAACUCUAUUGGCUCAGCAACUCCUCGAAAGAAGAGCCAUAGGCAAACAGGAUUCCCGAGAUCGACCCAGAUUACAAUGGCUACUAAGAAUAGAGCAUGGAAGAAAGUCAACCCGAUGGUGCCCAAACCUGUGGAGAAGAAAGUUUCUGUUACAAUAGAUUACCUUCAGGAUCUUAAAAAAGAACGCUCCAAGAAUGGAGAGAAGCCUGAUUUCUAUUAUGUCAAAAAGCACAUCAAGAAGAAUCUCAAGAAGGGGCUUCAGAAUAGCCCAAAGGAGAAAAUAGAUGAAGUUAAGAACUUGUCUCGAGCUCUUAAUGCUAAGGCAGAACAGAAGUUGCAGCAAGUCAAGGCUGACAAAACAAUGGCUUCUAAGCUCAUUGAGGAGUCGAACAACCUGAUUAUUGAUAGCAUCCACAGCAAGUUGAUGCUGUUAGAGAAACUGAAAUAA
Messenger RNA from Moneuplotes crassus, 1681 nucleotides. The record is from the annotation of a GenBank genome assembly. NCBI's taxonomy places the organism in Eukaryota, Ciliophora, Spirotrichea, Euplotida, Euplotidae.